UGGUGCGUUCAGGGUCUGCCCAGGUGUGCCCAGGACAGUUCCAGGAUGGCUCCAGGUGUGCCCAGGUGUGUCCAGGGUAGCUCCAGUUGUGCCCAGGUGUGCCCAGGACAGUUCCAGGAUGCCCCCAGGAGUGCCCAGGUGUAUCCAGGAUGCCCCCAGGUGUGCCCAGGACAGUUCCAGGAUGCCCCCAGGAGUGCCCAGGUGUCCCCAGGAUGCCCCCAGCUGCCCCCAGGUGUAUCCAGGAUGCCCCCAGGUGUGCCCAGGAUGCCCCCAGGUGUGCCCAGGAUGCCCCCAGGUGUGCCCAGGUGCCCUCAGUCCAGGAAGCCCAGGUCCUCGUCGCGCAGCCGCUCCCUCAGCCAGGGCAGCACCUCGAAGACGCUGACGUGGAAAUCGCGGGCGAAGGAGGGGCGGCGGGGCAGGUCACAGGUGGAGACCACGCCCCAGCUGACCACGCCCACCUGGGGACAGGGAAACACCCACCCGGGGUCACCUGGGGUCAGGGACCACGCCCCAACUGACCACGCCCACCUGAGGACAGGGAAACACCCACCCGGGGUCACCUGGGGUCAGGGACCACGCCCCAGCUGACCACGCCCACCUGGGGACAGGGAAACACCCACCCGGGGUCACCUGGGGUCAGGGACCACGCCCCAGCUGACCACGCCCACCUGGGGACAGGGAAACACCCACCCGGGGUCACCUGGGGUCAGGGACCACGCCCCAGCUGACCACGCCCACCUGGGGAUGGGGGGAACACCCACCCGGGGUCACCUGGGGUCAGGGACCACGCCCCAGCUGACCACGCCCACCUGGGGACAGGGAAACACCCACACGGGGUCACCUGGGGUCAGGGACCACGCCCCAGCUGACCACGCCCACCUGGGGACAGGGAAACACCCACCCGGGGUCACCUGGGGUCAGGGACCACGCCCCAGCUGACCACACCCACUCAGGGUCACCCAGAGGUCAGCUCCGCACCUGG
This is a messenger RNA of Haemorhous mexicanus (house finch), 982 nucleotides long. Its product is annotated as basic salivary proline-rich protein 2-like. Lineage: Eukaryota; Metazoa; Chordata; Aves; Passeriformes; Fringillidae. Bases 46 to 588 code for a protein of 180 amino acids. The record is from RefSeq and is a predicted model, not a curated record. The transcript has 3 exons.